GAAAAUUUCAUUGAUAUGUAUAGAAUUCUAUAUAUUCUUAAGUAUCUAGUGAUAAUUUUUUCUAACGCUGUUUAUUUUCAGGAAGCUCUGAAACGUUUGAGAGUUGAUGAUGAUAAAAUUAUAUAUCAGCUGAAUGAAAUUAUACCAACCCCAUCAUUUUCUGGAAAAGUUAACACCACUGAACAAUGUAAAUCUUUGUAUGAAAGGAUGAUGAGAACAUAUGAUGGUCGUGAAAAAGCUAUUCAACAUUGUGUAAUAAAGGCAAGAGAGGAAGUAGAACAUUGGAGAAAAUGCAGACUAGAAAACCGAGAUGAUGUAGAGGCUGAAAAUAUGCUCCGAAAAUCACAACAUAAGUUACGACUUAUGCAGAGAGAGUUAGACAUAGAUAAAGUUGUGAAAGAUAGAUCAUAUAAGAUAUUUUAUGAGCGAUGUAGAAAUGCCUAUACGCCCCCACAUCGUCCGGUUGUAUGACAACAGCCAAAUCUAGGAGAUUUUAUAAUACAAUCAAUGAAUUGAAGUUACUGCCAAAACAUGUAAAUAGUGUUCUUUAUGUUAAGUUCAUUAUUGGAGAUGAUUUGUUGAUGUUUUGUGAAUGGGCAAACUCACAGAACUGUUUAAGUAUCCGAAAAGAAAUACAUAACAUAGUUUACUCAGGACUUCAAAAACUUAAAUAUUUUUUUGUUUAUCAUACUUGUCACUUCUUCCUCUUGUCAGGAUUCUAGUUUAAAUUUUUGUUUUCUAAACUUUUGUUCAAAUGUAUUCAAUACAUGUGCUUUGAACAGAUGUUUUCAAUACAUGUACUAUGAACAGAUGUUUUCAAUACAUGUACUAUAAAAAUGUUUUCAAUACAUGUAUUGUUAACAGAUGUUUUCAAUAUAUGUGUUAUGAACAAAUGUUUUCAAUACAUGUACUAUGAACUUAAUACAUGUACUAUGAACAGAUGUUUUCAAUACAUGUACUAUGAACAGAUGUUUUCAAUACAUGUACUUUGAACAGAUAUUUUCUGUACUAUGACCAGAUGUUUUCUGUACUAUGAACAGAUGUUUUCUGUACUACAAACAUAUGUUUUCUUUACUAUAAACAGAUGUUUUCAAUACAUGUACUAUAAACAGAUGUUUCAAUAUAUGUACUAUGAACAGAUGUUUCCAAUACAUGUACUAUAAACAGAUGUUUUCAAUACAUGUAUUUUGAACAGAUGUUUUAAGUACAUGUACUAUGAACAAAUGUUUUUACAUGUACAAUGGACAGAUGUUUUUAAUACAUGAACUAUGAACAGAUGUUUUCAAUACAUGUACCAUGAACAGAUGUUUUCAAUACACAUACUUUAAACAGAUGUUUUCAAUACAUGUACUAUGAACAGAUGUUUUUAAUACACAUACUAUUACUUUAAACAGAUGUUUUCAAUACAUGUACUAUGAACAGAUGUUUUCAAUACACAUACUUUAAACAGAUGUUUUCAAUACAUGUACUAUGAACAGAUGUUUUCAAUACACAUACUAUUACUUUAAACAGAUGUUUUCAAUACAUGUACUAUGAACAGAUGUUUUCAAUACACAUACUUUAAACAGAUGUUUUCAAUACAUGUAUUAUGAACAGAUGUUUUCCAUACAUGUGCAUGUGCUAUGAUGGACCAAAAAUUUGAAUUUAAAAGAAGUGAAAGAUUAGUGUAUUAUAUUUAUUAAAAGAGUUGCAAGUGUAUUGUGUGCUCUGCACAAAGUGAACAUCAUACCUUUAAACAAUUUUGUGAGUUAUAAAAGAUAAAUCAAAAUUGACAUUAAUAUGAAAAUGCCAUUUUCCAGGUUAAAAGAGUCUCUUUUUACAAAUAUUCAUUUCUUUCAUGUGAGGAAGCUAUCCAGCUAGCUGACAGAAUGUCGGUUUUUCUACUCAUGUGCCUG
This is a messenger RNA of Ruditapes philippinarum (Manila clam), 1895 nucleotides long. Its product is annotated as protein MIX23-like. Bases 16 to 471 code for a protein of 151 amino acids. The transcript has 4 exons. Gene Ontology annotation, cellular component: mitochondrial intermembrane space; mitochondrion. The record is from RefSeq and is a predicted model, not a curated record. Lineage: Eukaryota; Metazoa; Mollusca; Bivalvia; Venerida; Veneridae.